AUGAUGAGCUUCCUCUUCAAAAGCGGGUAUCCAGGUCACCGGGAAGUUCGAUUCGCGCAGAUGCUCCUCCUCCACCGCAGCGACUUGCAACUGGAGAGCAUGAAGAAACACUGCCUGGAAGACAUGCCGACUGUGAUCGUUCGCAUGAGCUCGGCGGAGCAGAUCAAAGUCGAGCGCGAGUUCGUCUGGUGGAACAGAGAAGUCCUCUCCGAAUUCCUGAAGGAGGUCGCUUCCGACGUCACUUCCAUCUUCUUCGACUUCGCGGUCGCCUUCUACCUCUCCGAAGCCUGCCACUCGAAGAUAAAGCUUCCUCCUCAAGACGCGCCACAGCAGUUCAAGCACUUCGUCGACUUGAUAAAUUUUCAUUUUUCGAACCCGCCGGCUUUCAAUGUCGAGAAGAAGAUGGAGACGGCAAUUGCCAAGGAAAUAUUUGCGGAAGAAAAACCUUUUCUUUUCAAGUCAAUUUACGGAGAAAAACGAGAAGCAAGGGAAACCCGGCUGAACGAAAAAAUCACUGGAAUGCCUUCGCCCCGCGCUCAAAAUCCAAAGCCGCCGAAGACUGCGAACAACAAGGAGAAGAAUGAAUGUCCAGAUUGGAUUUUGGAUGAAGUCCUUCAGAAUGACAUCAUGGAUGAGAACAUGAGUCUGAGCGAAAUUAACAGAUUUAUGGCGACGAAAAUGCAGCUCGAACGAGAGUUGGCCUUGGUCACUAGACAAGUCAGAGCGGCUGAGCAUCAACUCGUCCUGUCGGGAAAGAAGAAAGCGAAAGGGGGUUGA
Oikopleura dioica is the source of this 777-nucleotide messenger RNA. Lineage: Eukaryota; Metazoa; Chordata; Appendicularia; Copelata; Oikopleuridae. The record is from the annotation of a GenBank genome assembly.